This is a messenger RNA of Sphenostylis stenocarpa, 699 nucleotides long. The record is from the annotation of a GenBank genome assembly. NCBI's taxonomy places the organism in Eukaryota, Viridiplantae, Streptophyta, Magnoliopsida, Fabales, Fabaceae.
AUGCCGUUUGAUGAGACAAAACCGUCAGAUGAAGAUCACGGUGCUCUCAACCCUUUUACUAGGAUGUCUCUUGGUCAUGACUGUCCAAGGGGAUUCUUCAGCAAGAGUUUUUCCAGCAGAUGGCAUGAUCUGACUACCACAACUUCAACUGCAGGUAAGGUAGAGAAUAAAAACAAGCUUGGAGUGUCUGCUCAAGAGGAACCAUUUAUGAAAAAUGGAGCUGGUCAGGUGAGGAAGCUAGGGCUUGGGGGAAAGAAAUUUAGCAGAAAGGAAGUGACAUAUGUUGAUUAUUCUAAGAAUGGAAAAGGAGCAGAUGGAGAGACUUCAAAGAUUUCAGGUAACGAUAGUGGUAGUUUGAAGAAGCCUUCUGGAUCACGAGACCAAAAGAAUGAUGCUCAGAAGCUUGUAAUAACGGGGCCAAAGCAAUAUUUGAAAUCCACCAAAUUUGUUAUUCUAAGUAGUAUUCCCCCCAGCACGAACCCGAAGUCAUGUUCACAAGAUUGCAAAUACAACAACUUACGAAGUUCCUCAAGUCCCGAACAACAAAUUUCUGAAGAACCAACACAAAGUAGCACUCAAAAAGAUGAGACACAGAGAUUCUCUGAAGCUGCAAAAGAGAUUGCAAGCCUGAUAUAUAAGGAUUAUAAGGGAAAACCAAGCCACAGGUCACCCAUCAAUAAUCAAGAGCCUAAAAAUUGA